Messenger RNA from Medioppia subpectinata, 789 nucleotides. Lineage: Eukaryota; Metazoa; Arthropoda; Arachnida; Sarcoptiformes; Oppiidae. The record is from the annotation of a GenBank genome assembly.
CAAUUGACUUAAACUAAAUGUUAAACACAUUUAAACAAACGAUUAAAACAUGUGUUGGUUUGGGACGGAUGUGGGAACACACUGUACCCCCGAUGCGAGGGGUGAGCGCAAGUGUGCGGCGAUGUGUGAGUACGGGUGGUGUGGUGUGUACGUACCAAUACGACCCUGAUCUAUUCAAACCCUAUCCUGAACCCAAACGAUGGCCGGAAAAAAAUCUUGUGGUUUUGCAGCCAACAGGACUAUCGGAUCCGCAAAACAUACGGACUUAUUGUCAUUUUAGAGCAAACAUUAAAUACUCGCCCAAAAAAAUGUGGUUUAUAUCGAGUUUUAUAAGGGGUAUGUCUAUAGACGAGGCGAUUAAACAGUUGUCAUUUGUGCCUAAAAAAGGGGCGCAAAUCGUGAUGGAAGUGCUUCGAGAGGCACAGGAGGUGGCGGUUCGCGACCAUAACUUUGAAUUGGCGUCCAAUAUGUGGAUCGGAGAGAGUUUUGCCACAAAAGGAUAUGUUAUGAAAGGGAUGCGAAAACACGCGCGCAUGAGAUUCGGGGAGAUUCGCUAUUUUCACACCCAUUACUUCGUUAGACUCGUUGAGGGACAGCCGCCACACGACUAUUACGGCAGUCAACCCGAUGGCAACCAACGUAUCACACAAUGGCUCCAAGCCCUCAGCCACAGACGUAUUGAUUACGGCCUCUAAUCCCUAUCCAAAUCAUAAUCCAUUAGUUCUAUUAACUCGAAAAUCAAUAUUAUUUCACUUAUAAUUCAAUAAACAUUUGGUUUCGAUUUAAAAA